GCUUUACCUCUGCUGUCCCCCAAAGCCUCUCACACCUGCUCCUCUCCCAGGCACACGGGCAGGGCUGUACCAGGAAGCGAGGCAGGGCGCAUGUGUGCAGCUCCUGGGCUCCUCAAUCCUCUGGAAUUCACACAGGAAACACAAUGAGAAUGGAUCAAGGAAAAGCAUUUAUGACAAGGGGGAAGUUCUGCUCUGUCCUGUGUGGCUGGAGAGUGGCAGCCCUGAUGGCUCUGUGUCUCCUGCAGCAGGCUCGAGGUCAUGUUCAACUUCUCCCUCCUCAAAAUGUGACCCUGCUGUCCAAGGAUUUUGCCAUGAUUUUGACCUGGGCUCCAGCAGAAGGCUCUCCCCCAGAUGUGACCUACACUGUGAGGUAUGAAAGCCAGGAUCGCCUGGACAAAUGGAGGAAGGUUCCUGAUUGCAGAAACAUCCCCAGGUCCUUCUGCAAUCUGACCUGUGCCCUCUCCAACCUCUACGUUAAGGUCCGGGCUCGGGUGAAGGCGGUUUGGGGCCGGUCCCAGUCGCCCUGGGUGAAAUCCCAGUUCAAGGAUUACUACUCAGAUGUGGAACUGGCUCCCCCCGUGCUGACCCUGAACGUCAGGGACAAUUCCAUCCAUGUCAGUGCCUCCUUCCCUCUGCCCACCUGUGUGGAGAACCUCACCUGGAAGUAUGACUUGAACCUCUGGGAAGCAGGAUCUGAAGACAAGAAGAAAUACGAGGGUUACUUCAGGAAGGACACAGUGAUCAUCAACACCACUGCCCUCAGAGGCAAUUACUGCUUCAGUGCCAGGGCUCUCUACGAAAGCAUCAACUUGAAGCACAGUGAAUUCUCCCAGCCUGUGUGUGUGCUGUUAAACCACAAAGCACAGUGGAAGUUCCCACUUCUGGUUGUGAUCCCUCUGUUUGUUCUCCUCAUUUUUGUGGCCAGUCCCUUCAUCUGCUGCCUGGUGAAACAGGAGGCCAAGCAAAGGAAGAUGCCUCAGGUUUUGGAUUUCUCUCAAUUCAAAGCUGCUGGACCAACCUUCCACUUGGAGCUCGGUGAAAAGGAAUUCUGCAGUGGUGAUCUGAGCUGCUCAGAGGAGCCAGUGCCUCAAAGGAGGACAAACAGAGCUCUAGGAGGACACCACCUGCCAUGGAUGGCUUCUUUCCCAUCAUCAUCAUCAUUGUCAUCAUCGUGGUCAGAGGAUGAGGAGGAGGAAGACAGCAGCACUUUGAUCCCAUGCUGUGAAAUGCCUCAGUAUGCAAAGAGACCUCUCAGCUCUCAGCCAUCCCCAGCAGCUCCGGGGGAAAGCAGCCUGGAUUCAGGAUCUGGAGAUCUCUCUGUGGCCAGUGCAUCUGUGCUUGACCUCAGAGCCCUGGGUUUCACUCUCUUUGCAGAGGGGAAGGGUGAGGUGGACACCUCGGGGUCCCAGGCAAACGAGGAGCCCUCCCUUUACCUCUGCUCCUCUUUGGAAAGGAUUUCCCUCCCUGCUGUGCCAUUCCCAGUGGCCCCAGAGCAGGGGCAGGGUGAUGGACACAGGGAUGAGAGGCUGGGAAUGAGCCCCCUUCACCCCCUGCUGGGGGGGAUUGGUGCUGAACCCCACGAGCACAGGAAGGCUCCUCAUUCCUCCAGGGGUUACCAGAAGUCCAUCCUUGAUCUGCAGCUCCAGAUGGACUCGAGAUCCCAGGCCAGAGAGGAUCCCAGCAGGCAGCUGCUCAUCCCCCUGUGGACACUGCAGGUGGCAGAGGAUGAAGGCAUUGCCAGUGACUGUGGCAGUGACAGCUUCACAGAAGGGACCCCUCCCGAGUCCACAGUGCUCAGUGAUGCUUUUGGGAUUUCAAAUACAGAGGGAAAAUGUGAUCCAAAGUUGCAGUUCCCGGGCUAUGAGCACUCACAUUACUUGGGAAGGAUCUAAAGUGCCCAGCAGGUCUGGGCAGUGCCUGGAAAUCCUGGGGAGCUCCAGAUACCCAAGCAAGGAUCCUUGCACAAGGACAAAAACCUGAUGUCUGGCCCAUCGAGGCAAUGGCUUUAGGAACACAAAAGUGCCUUUUAUUGCUAAGUCACCUCUGUGCUGUCACUGUCCCUCUCAUAAGGUGCUCAGCCAGGGGUGGGGAGGCAGGGACAUCUCUGACAGAUCACCCAGCAAACAGGCACUGCCUGGGGCUCACCUCAGACUUCAGAACAAGGGCCUGAAAAUGCAGUGUUGUGCCUGCACAUGGAUUUGGAGCAGAUUUUGAACUGCUUUGUGUCACUUUUGCUGCCCUCUAAGCACAGAGCUUGACUGGAAGUUCCUUACAGAGAUAUUCAGCAAGAUCUGGUUUUUGUGGGAUGAAAAGUUCUGCACCUCAUCCUGCAGAAAUCACCUUCUGUGUUCCAGCAGAGGGAACCGAAGCUUAAGUGUGCAGCAUGUUUGUUUAUUUAUUUUUAUUUUAUAUUUAUUGAAGCUGAAAUUCCUCCUGCUGUGCAGAAUGUCUGAGAGCAAUAAUAUUUUGAUAUAAA
Messenger RNA from Haemorhous mexicanus (house finch), 2476 nucleotides. It is a transcript of the gene IFNLR1, whose product is annotated as interferon lambda receptor 1. Gene Ontology annotation, molecular function: protein binding. The transcript is spliced from 7 exons. Lineage: Eukaryota; Metazoa; Chordata; Aves; Passeriformes; Fringillidae. The record is from RefSeq and is a predicted model, not a curated record. Bases 144 to 1892 code for a protein of 582 amino acids.